Molecule: messenger RNA, 384 nt
Organism: Trichoplax adhaerens
Lineage: Eukaryota; Metazoa; Placozoa; Uniplacotomia; Trichoplacea; Trichoplacidae
Exons: 5
Coding region: 1-384 (127 amino acids)
Cellular component (GO): extracellular matrix
Molecular function (GO): protein binding
Source: RefSeq, a predicted model, not a curated record
AUGUCUUACAACAAUUUUACAAGCAUUAGCUUCGGACUUCUUGAAAAUUUAGCUACGAUGACAGAUCUUUCUUUAGCCGAGAAUAGAUUAGCACUUCUAUUUCACAAUACCUUUCAUGAUCUUAACAAUUUGGAAGAAAUAUACUUACAAAACAAUGAAAUUGAGGUGAUCGAGGAUGGAGCAUUUCAUAAUUUGCAGAAAUUAUCGAUAUUGAAAUUAAGUCGCAAUAUCAUUGCUGAGAUCAGUUUACCGUUUUGGUCUUUGCCUAACUUGCGAAAGCUAUUAAUGUCCUCUAAUACGGCUUUGCUUGGAGAAUUAUUAUUUGCGAUGUUAAUUAGAGUUCUAACUGCUAAAUUUGGUAACUUUGACUCAGUUCAUUCAUAA